ACAAGCAACAAAUCUUCAAAAAAGUAAAAUUAACUUAUUUAAAGUUAUAUGUCUCGUUUUAAUGAUGGAAAUUGAAGCUUCAGGUUCUCAAGGCACUUCAGGGUUUCGAAUUGUGACUCGAAAAUACCUAUUCGACCGCAUGCAAGCUCAGAAUUUACCAAAUUUGGACGAAAAAUUAAACUCUUUACAACAGGAGCUUUUGUCAAGUGAAAAAUACUCUGACGAACAGAUAUCAGCUCUUAAGCACAGUUUUUCACAUUUUAAAUCCCAAAUCAAGAAAAAGUGGCUACAAGUACAUAAAAAGGAAGAUGUUUUCCUAUCAAAGUACAAGUCUUGGUUGGAAGGAGGUUUUGAAUUAACUGUUGCAGCAAUACCGAAACGAUGUGGCCGUCCUCAAAAACAUUUCAGUGACUCAGGUGAAAGAUCUAAAAGACGCAAAACUGCAGAACUCAGAUCUACAGUAAAGGACAAAAACUUGAUUAUGCAUGCUGCUUUCCUUGAAUUUGUUUCAUUUUGCUUUAGUUCUUAUUGACGUAAGGUUAUUGAUUGAAUUAAAUAUUUUUUUUUUUUGGUUCAAAUAAUGUAUUUUAUUUGACCCUUCUGUGAAA
Molecule: messenger RNA, 608 nt
Organism: Anastrepha ludens (Mexican fruit fly)
Lineage: Eukaryota; Metazoa; Arthropoda; Insecta; Diptera; Tephritidae
Exons: 2
Coding region: 62-532 (156 amino acids)
Source: RefSeq, a predicted model, not a curated record